Gekko japonicus is the source of this 1641-nucleotide messenger RNA. It is a transcript of the gene ZBED8, whose product is annotated as zinc finger, BED-type containing 8. Lineage: Eukaryota; Metazoa; Chordata; Lepidosauria; Squamata; Gekkonidae. The record is from RefSeq and is a predicted model, not a curated record.
AUGGCUGAACCUAAGAAAACAUGUAGACAAUAUAGUAUUCAAUAUUUGAACUAUGGCUUUAUUCAGUCGCCUACAAACAGUAUAUUACCAAUGUGCCUGAUUUGCCAAAACGUUUUACCAAAAGAAGCUAUGAAGCCUUCAGGACUACAAGAACAUUUGACAAAAGUUCAUGCUGAUAAGAAAGAUAAGGAUUUAUCUUAUUUUCAAGCAUUUAAAGAAAACUUUUUGAGACACCCGACAUUGGCAAAAGAUGACAAUGGGCUGCGUGCUUCUUACAACAUUUCAUUACUGGUUACUAAAUCGGGAAAACCACAAUCUAUUAAUUAUACUAUAAGUGAGGUAAUGCGCACCAUGCUACACAAGCCAGCAUCUUAUAUUACCAAGAAAAUUUAUUUGAGCAAUAAUAUAGUUCAAUGGAAAAUUGAUGAAAUGGCUCAAGGUGUUGAAGAUUCAUUAUGUGAGUAUUUAAAAACAUCCCAGUUCUCUAUACGGCUUGAUGAGUCAAAUUUGCCAGGAAAUGAAGCCUUUCUUUUAGCAUAUGUGUGAUUCAUAAAAGAGGGGAAAAAUUGCCAAGAAUUAUUAUUAGCUAAAAAUUUGCAAAUUGAUACCAAAGGAAAAUCGAUAUUUCAUGCAUUGGAACAGCUUUUUAAAGAAAAAGAAAUUCCCCUGAGUAAUAUAUUGCCAAUUGCUACUGAUUAUGCUCCAGUAUUAAAAAAAGUGGUUCCAAAUGUUAUCACUGUACACUGUGUCAUUCAUCGUCAACAUCUAGUUGCCAAAAAUCUGAGUGAAUGCCUACAUAGGUCAUUAUAUUAUGUCAUUAAAGUGGUCAACAAAAUCAGAAGCAAUUCAGUGAAUGACAGAUUGUUUGGACGUCUUUUUACUGAAAAUGAUUAAGAAUACAAUCACUUGCUGCUUCAUACAGAAGUCUGUUGGCUAUCAAAAGGUGCCUGUUUGAAUCAGUUUUAUAAGCUCUUUGACUCAGUGCUAGAGUUCCUAGAAAACAAAGAUGAUGCUUUACGAUCCAACUUGAACUUGAAUUUAGAACGAGGGGAAUUCAGCCAGUUUCCAAAUUUAUCAACAGUAGAAAAACAUGAUGAAGGCUUGCUUACCUAUUGUCAGCACUUGGAGGCUCUCUAUUCUGACUUUAAUCAACUAUUUGAAGAUAUUCUUACAAUGAACAUGCCCGACUGGGUUUUGGACCCUUUUUCAAGUACAGACACAGAAGAAUCUCCAUAAUUACAAGAAGAACUUAUAGAAGUAACAACAAAUGAGUAACUGAAAUUUAAAUUCAAAGAUGGCUACCAGCAGUUCUGGGUGCAAAAGCACAUACCUACACUUUAUCCUGAAUAAUGAGAUGUAGUACAAAAGUUUCUAAUUGCAUUUCCUUCAACAUAUUUAUUGGAAUGUGGGUUCAGUGUGGUCACAAUUCUGUUAACUAAAAAAAGAAACUGACUGCAAAUAGCUAAUCGUGGUGAUUUAAGAUUGCUACUUACAAAAAUAGAGCCAAACAUUAAUAAAUUGAUAGCAGCGCACCAGGUUCCUCCAAUUAGGAUUAUUUGUAAUGUUAUUUGUGAUUUUUAUUUGAAUAUUAUCCUUCAUUAUCUUAAUUUCCUGUGCGUAUGCAAAUGUUACUAUGGUUGA